GGCUCUUAUUGUGAAAGCGAGAGGAGGCCGGCACAAUGCUUAGUCACGGUGAGUAGCCUACAGCUUUCCCCCCCUCCUUCCUAUGUGGCGCACAGCUCGGCAGACCGCGAUGGAGGAAUUGAACUAGACAACUUGUCAGUUGAGCCAAAGCUUCCUGCUAAACACAGCGGCGCAAACAGAUUCCAUAGCUGGACAACCUCGAGGAAGGCGUCUCCGGAGAAAGCCACCGAACACCUCCCCAUUCCCAAGGACUCCAAGUUACACUUACGACACUUUUGGCACUCUACCCUGUUUUUGUUUUUUUUUGUCCUUUUCAGAGUUGAAAAGCCUUCUCCUGCCUCAUCUAAAGUAACCAAAUCUACAGUGUAGCACUCUGAAGGGAGCUUUAAUUAAUAACUCUUUUUAAAAUGGAGUAAAUCUGAUUCUUAUUUUCCAUCACUAGAGUUAGCAAUAUGCAAGAUUGACCAGUACAUGUGGUGAAUCUGGCAAGCAUUUAGAUGUAUGUUCAGUUUGUACUAUCAUAAAAAACGAUCUCUACCUGUUAUUCUGUUUAUUAUUAACCCCGCUGCCAAAGUCAGAGGAAUCCUGAACUCGAGACAUUUUGAUUACGUUGGAACUGCAACAUGUAAGAAUACAACCAGCUACAACUGGCAGCUCACGUAGAAGUCUCUGGUAAUGCCAUAAUGAGCAGUAUGUCUGGACUCAAGUACUGAACAGAGCAAGGAAAUCAUUUCCACAUAAACAAAAAUAAGGCCUACCCAGAGGUGCCUGGAGCUUUCUGGUAAGCCGUCUACCAAGUGUCCGUUCAAACUUCAUCUUUUAUUUCACCCACGCCUGCGCAUGGUGCAAGAUGCCCCAUAACACCGCCUGCUUUUCUUGAGAAAGAGACCAGGAAGGAGGAGACAGGGUGGGAAAUGACAGAGUGCAUGACAGAAUGCAAAGCGCUGGUGACUCCGUCCACGCGCAACGGCCACCGCGUCUUCAGCUACACGCUAGAGAGCCACACGGCGGCCGCCUUCGCCAUCAUGAACGAGCUGCGCCUGGAGCGUCAGCUGUGCGACGUCACGCUGCGUGUGCGCUACAAAGACCUGGAGGCGGUGGACUUUGUGGCUCACAAGGUGGUGUUGGCCUCCUCGUCCCCGGUCUUCAGGGCCAUGUUCACCAACGGCCUGAAGGAGUGCGGUAUGGAAUCGGUGCCCAUCGAGGGCAUCCAUCCCAGGGUUAUGGACCGGCUGAUAGAGUUUGCCUAUACAGCCAGCAUCUCUGUGGGGGAGAAGUGUGUGAUUCACGUGAUGAAUGGUGCUGUCAUGUACCAGAUAGACAGUGUUGUCAAGGCCUGCUGUGAUUUCCUCGUCCAGCAGCUCGACCCCAGCAACGCCAUCGGCAUCGCCAACUUUGCCGAGCAGAUCGCUUGCACGGAGCUCCACCAGAAGGCCCGUGAAUAUAUCUACAUGAACUUUAGCCAGGUGGCAACCCAAGAGGAGUUCUUCAACCUGUCCCACUGCCAGCUGGUCACCCUCAUCAGCCGCGAUGAGCUCAAUGUGCGCUGCGAGUCCGAAGUCUUCCAGGCAUGUGUGGCCUGGGUGCGCUACGACCGGGAGAAUCGGCGACCAUACGUCCAGGCGUUACUCCAGGCUGUCCGCUGCCACUCCCUCACCCCCAACUUCCUGCAGGCCCAGCUCCAGUCUCUGGACUGGGACCCCCAGUGUAAAGACUACCUGGCCCAGAUCUUCCAGGACCUCACCCUCCAUAAACCCACCAAAGUAAUUUCUUGCCGAACACCCAAGGUGCCACAGCUCAUCUACACAGCAGGGGGUUAUUUCCGCCAGUCCCUCAGCUACCUGGAGGCGUAUAAUCCCUGUUCAGGAGCCUGGCUGAGGCUGGCUGACCUGCAGGUACCACGCAGUGGCCUAGCAGCCUGCGUGAUCAGUGGGCUUUUCUACGCUGUUGGUGGAAGAAACAACGCGCCUGAUGGCAACAUGGACUCGAAUGCAUUGGACUGCUACAAUCCCAUGAACAACUGCUGGCUGCCGUGUGCACCAAUGAGUGUUCCCAGGAACCGAAUCGGAGUUGGUGUUAUUGAUGGCAUGAUAUAUGCCGUUGGUGGAUCACAUGGGUGCAUUCAUCACAAUAGUGUUGAAAGGUAUGAUCCAGAAAGGGACCAGUGGCACCUGGUAGCCACCAUGUUGACACGGCGGAUCGGUGUGGGUGUUGCAGUCAUCAACCGGCUGCUUUACGCCGUAGGGGGGUUUGAUGGGGCAAACCGGCUCAGCUCCUGUGAGUGCUACAACCCUGAGAGGGACGAAUGGAGGACCAUGGCCCCAAUGAACACUGUGCGCUCCGGAGCUGGUGUGUGCGCACUGGGGAAUCAAAUCUUCGUGAUGGGCGGCUACGAUGGCACUAACCAGCUGAACACAGUGGAGCGCUACGAUGUGGAAACUGAUACAUGGGCCUUUGCUGCCUCCAUGAGGCACCGACGCAGUGCUCUGGGAGUCACUGCAUUACAUGGACUCAUCUAUGUAUUGGGAGGUUAUGAUGGAAACACUUUCCUGGACAGUGUGGAGUGUUAUGACCCUGAGAAGGACACCUGGUCUGAGGUGACACACAUGACGUCAGGGCGUAGUGGCGUGGGUGUGGCAGUUACCAUGGAGCCGUGCCAGAAAGAACUGCCACGGUGUCAGGAGGCUGAGAAUGAGAGUGGUGCUGCCUCAACUUAUCAGUCUACCUACUCCAGUUUUAGCUCUUACCACAAUCAGCGGCACGGAGGGCCCUUCGGCAAAGGCGCAUGAGGCUCAUCGCUUGACCAUGUCAAGCAUGCACACAAAAUCUCACGCACACACACACACAGACAGACGAGCGCCCCAAAACUCCACUCUGUCUUCCCAAAUCAAAAGAAAGCCCCUCAAAACUGAUUGGACAGAGGUGAGCUAAAACACCACGUGCUGCCGGACCUGCUGGUUCUAGAGAUCACACUUGAUAUAAAGCAAAAAUUGUAAAUCGGUAACACUUUAUUUUGAAAGUGCAAUGUUAAAGUGACAAAAAAGUAAUUUGAGUAUCUGCAUUGGACUAUCCAAAUCUAGUAUGACCCAAGAUCCUACAGUCCAUCUUUCUAGACCUGACAUUUUAUUAAUUUGUUUGGUAAAUUGGGUUUGGCCUGUCUGUGUUUUUAGAGAAUUUAAGUUAUCAGUCAGACCAUCUCCCAGGUUUGAGUCUUGGGAGGAAAGGGCUGCAUACAAAGGGGGCCAUUUACUGGCUCAAAGAGUCAUGGGGGGGUCUUUAUACUUCAAGCAAAAGUUAAAUCGGGGGGGGGGGGGGGGAAUAAUUCAAAUGAUCCCAUUUAUGUAACCAAAACAGACCCAAAAAAGUUGCAUUUGUUAGCAUAGGCAGUAGAGUUCAAAGUGCCAUUACUAUGCCUGUUGGCAUUACUCUCAUCAGUAUAUUGAAUUAAGGGUGCUUUGAUGGAAAGGCACAGACAGUCUCUGUGUGGUGUGUAGAAAUUGUUAAAGUUUACCCAGACAGCCACAAGAGGAAGCUCAUACAUGAGAUUGGGCCUCAUGCAAGAACAUUGGCUGUUUCCUUAUCUUAAAGCUCUUACUUUUUGUACUUGUUUUGCUUUUACGUAGUCUGGCUCAACAGAUGUACAUUGCUGGAAUUUCCCUCCCCCUCUGCUAUUAAUUUUGCAAGGGCGCUGCGCUGCUUCUGGGGCUUAGCACCGCCAAGGGUGGUUGUGAUUGGUUUACAGAAGUACAAACAA
Molecule: messenger RNA, 3754 nt
Organism: Etheostoma cragini (Arkansas darter)
Lineage: Eukaryota; Metazoa; Chordata; Actinopteri; Perciformes; Percidae
Gene: keap1b
Product: kelch-like ECH-associated protein 1b
Exons: 7
Coding region: 915-2789 (624 amino acids)
Molecular function (GO): protein binding
Source: RefSeq, a predicted model, not a curated record